ACUCCAAAGAAGGAAAAUGUACCGCAUUAUACUACUGUCAAUUGUUUCAAUUUUGUCGUCAGAGACGACAUUUGGUCAAGAUGAACCAAAAGGACCGGAAGGACGUAUUUAUGGUGGAUAUCGAACCGAUAUUCAGGACGCAGCGUACAUGGCCCAAGUUUAUAGGGUUGAUGGAGUUCCGAUACCUGGAAAACCAGUCAAGGCAGAACAGUGCGGCGGUUCAAUUCUGAAACCAAAUCUAAUACUAACAGCUGGACAUUGCGUCAAAGAUUUCAAAACCGGCCACGUGUACGGACCCGAUCAAUAUUUUAUCUACGUGGGUUCAAGUAUGAAACAAGGCGGAGAUGUGCAUACAGUGAAAAACGUUCACCUUCAUCCAAAAUACCAGGGCCCUGAAAGCCAUUAUUUCCACGAUAUGGCUUUGCUUGAAUUAAAUGAAGCUAUCUCACUCGAUCAAAAUAAGGCAAUUGUACCCAUAGCUCAGGCAAGCGACAAAACAAAUCCCGGCGAGGACGUAUUCGUUUCGGGAUGGGGAUUUAAUCCAGAUCAUCCAUCUGAUAAUCGUUUGUAUCAAGUUCAUUUGACAGUCAAGUCGGCGAAAGCAUGUAAAGAUAAAGUGGGAGGUGGAACAGUCAAAGAAAUCGAGGAGCACAACAUUUGCGCUGGAGGAAAAAAUAAGGCUCACUGUCAGGGUGACUCAGGCGGACCGCUCAUUGACUCGUUAACAAAACGUCAGGUUGGAAUAGUGUCCUGGGGAACUAGAAAUUGUACAAACUCAUUGCCGAGGUAUUACACUAAAGUUACAGACAACUUAGAUUUUAUUGAAAGCGUUAUUAGUACGGCCAAUGAAAUGGACGAUGCGAAUUCGAUGUGCGAUGAUUAAUUUCGAACGGUAAAACUUCAUAAUAAAGGACAUUAUAUGUGUACUAUCGGUACUAUCCUAUCGAUCAAUAAAGUUUUGGUUUGCAAAC
Messenger RNA from Bradysia coprophila, 971 nucleotides. Its product is annotated as trypsin 3A1-like. Lineage: Eukaryota; Metazoa; Arthropoda; Insecta; Diptera; Sciaridae. Gene Ontology annotation, biological process: proteolysis. The record is from RefSeq and is a predicted model, not a curated record. Gene Ontology annotation, molecular function: serine-type endopeptidase activity.